Molecule: messenger RNA, 277 nt
Organism: Prorocentrum cordatum
Lineage: Eukaryota; Dinophyceae; Prorocentrales; Prorocentraceae
Source: the annotation of a GenBank genome assembly
GUCGGCACCACUGCCGGGCCUGUGGCCGCGUCGUGUGCGGCGACUGCAGCAAGGGCACCUUGCGGCUUCAGGGCCCCAGCAGCGCGAAGGAGCGGGUGUGCGACUCGUGCGUGGAUCUGAGGCAACACCACAGGUCGGCGGCGGACGAGCUGGACGACAGGAACAGGAUGGAGGCCUCCCUGAAGGAGAACCUGGCGGAGAAGCUCAAACAGGCGACCUGGUACGAGGAGUUCUUGAAGAAGAUCUGCUCCGAAGGGGACGCCACGCCGCUGGACCC